AUGCUUUCUGGAUAUCGUAAUACAACAGCAUGGACAAGAAGACGUCAGCGUCUCACAAGACUAUGUGUGUUAAUGGCAGCACUGUUUGUUUUAUCUUGGUCACCGAACCAUGUAUGUAAUCUGUUGACAAAAACAUUUCAUAUUAACUAUCCAGUAACUGAAAUUUUACUUGAUUAUUCAAUGUGUUUAGCUAUGUCAAAUGCUGUAACAGGUCCGUUAUUAUUAAUCGCCACAUGCUCAAACUAUCAUCGUUAUAUAUUUCGCUUCUUCUAUCGAUCAUCAAUGACAAGCCACUCUACUACAAGUUAUUCAAUGCCAGCUAAUUCUAUACAUUCAUCAACUGGAAUAGGUUUACCAAUCGAAACAUUUCCAACUAUUCAUAAUCGUGUGCGCAAACAAAAACUAAAAAUCGCUGCGGAUUCACGUACAUUAGAAAUGGUUGGAAAUGAAUGUGACUCUAAUUAA
This is a messenger RNA of Schistosoma mattheei, 465 nucleotides long. The record is from the annotation of a GenBank genome assembly. Lineage: Eukaryota; Metazoa; Platyhelminthes; Trematoda; Strigeidida; Schistosomatidae.